UCACACUCUCACACUCUCACACUCCUCGACACAUGAGCGGACCGACAUUCAUGUCGCCAGUCGAUAGUUCGACCGUGAGCUUAAACGAUGUCGGCUCUACACAGCAGGACGAUGUCUUUCUGUGCACACAAUUACAGUACCUAAGCUCAAGACACGGUCGACACUUAGAAAGGACUCACAGAAAUAUUCGCACCGCGGUCGAGUAUCUGAAAGGCAAGAGAGCAGCACGAAAGUUCGUGAAGGCAUGUUGGCAGAGGGCAUUGGCCAUCUCCCCGCAAGCUUUCAUGUUCCUGAGUGGAUCAUUCACCCAUCACCACCUUCUGAGGAGAGGACAAUACGCCUGUCAACAACUGAUCGAUCUCCUGAAGCGAAAUCAGAGCAUGAUUGAUCAGCACUCAGAGUUAUCAUCUCUCAGUGCACAGUUUCUGAAUGACCUCAAACAGCUAGCUCAGGCUGACAUUUCUGAAAAUCCAAAAUCCUCCCGCAGUUUACGUCGACCAGCACCCCGAACAGAGAAGGCCACAAGGGCUCAAGAAGAGCUGUUGGCGCCAUACAAGCCACCUACACAUGAUGAUGAGCCUGCUGUUGCACCGUGGCUGGACUACUUCCGCAAGGAGCCAGCAUUUCUGAUACAUCUGGACCUUGCUUUCGACCACUCGAAGCUGGGACUGCUGACAUCUGCCACGGAAGAUCUGCGUACUUUAUGGAGAACACACACAACAGGUCUACCGACGAUCGUUCCGGCAGCGGCAUGCUGGCGGGGAGAUCCGCCGACAUUUGAACAGCUCUGGGUCGAAAUGUCGAAGAUCAAAGUAAACGAUCUUCGGGUCUACGAACAGGGUGAACAGUCAGCCAAUGCCGCACUCGCGUUCUGUCAGAUGGCGAGACCGAAUCAAGACAAUCCCAUUUGCAUCAUCGGGAUGGAGCUACCCGCGUUGGUACGAUGCCGAGCGUUUGGGGGAUGUGCUCAACUUCAUCAGCGAGCGACGACGUACCUGGAGCAGCGCACGGUGUUCAACAUGACGCCGAAAUUCUCGUUCGUCGACUUGCAUACAGACUACGGUAAAGAUGGCAUCUCUGCUACCCUCCACGAUUGCGAAAAGGUGUGGGGGAUGUAUCCUCCAACGCUUCACAACCUGCAGUGGAUGGCUGAACACCGGGGCCAGCAAGCCAAACUGGCACAGGGGAUGGGAGUUUUGGAAGGGGGUGUAGUAGCGCACACCACUUCGGCGGAGGCGGUCUACCUGCCGGCAGGAUGCUUGCAUGCUGUCUUCACCCUUGUCGGUGGGUUCCUGGUCUCGAUCGAUUGUACCACUCAGAGGUCAGUAUGGCCGUUUGCACAAUACCUCCGAUGCAACAUGCAAGCCGAACUAGGAGCCACCGAUGAGCGAAACUGCUAUUUUCUCUUCCUGGAUUCUCUCGACGUGGCCUUACAGAACGCUGGGGAGAGGGAUGCCUUCCGUGCAUGGAUCGAGGUCGAAGACGUCCUCCAGAUCAAGAGGAAGAGCGACCGAGGGUGGGUUCGAGCGGCACGAAAGGUGUGGGAUGAUUACCUGAAGGCUGAUCCGAUCAUUGAUGUUGAAUGUCCCUGCCAGGGCGCAGUCAGCUCUUACUUCCUUGAGCAUCUAAAGGUCCGACAUUUACGUUGGCUAUUCAAUGACACCGGUCAGGGCCCUACUGAACCCAACUCAGGCGUUGAAUCUGGAACCAAGGUCAUCAGGAGGAGAGUGAAGAGAGGCAAAUCGCACGUGGACGAGUGACCGCCCAGGAGUUGAGAGGAAAAAGAGAGCACACAGUGCAGAAAUGCAAAAAUUCUGAAGAUUUUUUCAAUUUCUAGCUACGUUCCCACGAUACCGUCGCUCAAAAUUAACACCUUGGGAAAUGGAAGUCAAGCCUCUCGAGAUGAGAUCCGGACUUGGUCAAAAUCUUGUGCUGAGGCCGAAUAGACAAUCGCCAAAGAUGUGUCAGGAACCACCAACGAAAUGACAUUCGUUGGAAGCUGUUUCUCCUUCCCAACUUACACAACUCCAUCUAACCUCGAAAAUAAUACCAGGGCGUACUAGAGGCAGUCG
This is a messenger RNA of Exophiala oligosperma, 2072 nucleotides long. RefSeq lists its product as uncharacterized. The transcript has 3 exons. Lineage: Eukaryota; Fungi; Ascomycota; Eurotiomycetes; Chaetothyriales; Herpotrichiellaceae. Bases 33 to 1760 code for a protein of 575 amino acids. The record is from RefSeq and is a predicted model, not a curated record.